Molecule: messenger RNA, 2130 nt
Organism: Aureobasidium subglaciale EXF-2481
Lineage: Eukaryota; Fungi; Ascomycota; Dothideomycetes; Dothideales; Saccotheciaceae
Exons: 4
Coding region: 63-1994 (643 amino acids)
Biological process (GO): regulation of DNA-templated transcription; DNA-templated transcription
Molecular function (GO): zinc ion binding; DNA-binding transcription factor activity, RNA polymerase II-specific; DNA binding
Source: RefSeq, a predicted model, not a curated record
UGUCUUCCUAUCGUCGUCUCAGGAUUCGAUUAGCGAGUCUACUUCAUCAUCAGAUCUCCAGCAUGAAUGGCCAAGCCUGUGAACCAUGUGCGCGUCGGAAGGUCCGUUGCGACAAACAAAAGCCGUGUUCGAACUGCAAGCGGAGAAAGCAGGAUCAAUGCAUCUACCCAGAAGCAGCACCAAUCGACCGCAUCAAAAGACUAGAAUCUCUUGUCAAAAGCCUCGGAGGAGAUCCGAAUGAUGAUGAGAGUCGCACCCCGAAGCGAGCGAGAACAGGUCCGUCGCCUGCUGAAGUACAAGGUGAGAGGGAUGAAGCUCGCGACACCGCCGAGACCGAACGUGGAGAGCCAGUCUUGUUGGAACAAGAUGGGCAAUCAUAUUAUGUCGAGAUGCGUGCCUGGCAUACUCAUCUCAGCCAUAACGACAAUCCGCAGAAUGAAAUCAAUCAUGAUGUACUCAUGAGCAGGCCUUUGAUCUCAAGAACGAAGCCUGAUGCACUUCGAGGUCUCAUGCGUGCCGACCACAACAUUAACUUUGCACUACAACAUCCUUCCUCUCAAGACGCCAGUUUUCUCUGGGACAGAUUCGAGCGGAAUGCCAACCCACUAAUCAAGAUUGACUUUGACUCUGCUCUCAAGAUCUUACGAACAAGUUCGACCAAUGCCGAGAGUCGAGUGCAACUCAAAGAUGAAGAGCACACUUUCAUUUUCUGCGUCUACCUGAUGAGUAUCGUCAGUGUUCCAGAAGAAGAAUGCUCGAAAGUACUUCAUCAACCAAAGGAUGUACUGCUAUCGCAUUACCAGGCGAUUUGCGAGCAAGCACUUUCGCGCAGCAACAUCUUCUCUAUCACGGACCUCAUCAUCAUAAGAGCGAUAGUUCUGUAUAUAGCUGCCUCAAUCGAACGCUUAAGCAUACAGAGCUUAUUCUCGCUGAUGGGUCUGACCAUUCGUAACGCAGAGAAACUUGGUAUACACAGAGAUGGAGCGCUUCUCGGCAUCAGUCCGAUGGAGACCGAGAGUCGCCGCCGAUUGUGGUGGCACCUACAGCACCUGGACCUCGCUCUGGGUGUGCGCUGUGGAACAACACCACUUACAUUGAUGGCUGGCUGGGACACCAAAAUACCGCUCAACAUCGAAGACAGUGAUCUGAAGUCAGAUAUGACGGAGCCCCCACCAGAGCGCAAAGGUCUGACUAGCCUAUCAUACUGCUUAUGGACAUACUGGAUCGUGUCGCAACAGCGCGAGUUCUUCGCAGCGAACCAGGGCAAACUAGGCAUCUCGUGGGCGUCCAACAAGUCCCUUCCUCACGCUAGAAAAGCUGCUCUACUUCAGCUCAUGGAGGAAGGUCUCAACAACAAGUUCUUACAGUACUGUGACCCCAUCAAGCCACUUGAUAUCAUGGUGCAGCUUACCUCGAGGGCACUGAUAUGUACCAUGCGCAUGUUCACCUUGCAUCCGAUGUCGUUCAGCGGCGAUGCGAGCAUUUCUGAAGAACAACGCCAUACUCAACUAGUAGAUGGAGCAGUCAAGUCACUAGAGUACAAUAUUGCUCUCAACUCGCGACCAGAGCUACAACGCUUCCACUGGUUUAUCAAUGGCUAUUUCCAAUGGCAUGCUUUCAUCAGCGUGAUAGUCGAAGUCAUACAGCUCAAAGGAGCACCAGAAGCUCAGCGCAUAUGGGACGUCAUCUCCGAUCUCUACACUUACAACAAGAAUCUCCUCGAGCUUUCAGAAGAUAGAAGAAAACACCACGCCGCUGAACUCAUCAUCAACGCUUGGAAGGCUCGAUCCCAAGCUGACCCUUCUGCUCAUAAGCCAUCCUGUGUCGCGGUGCUAGAGUCCCUUCUUGCUGAGAAACAAAGGUAUGCAACGCAAGCACAGUCCGGGGACGCCGGGCAGCCACUAGAGCCAGUAAUGACGGAUGAAGACCUUAAUGCGAUCCUGGACAUGGAGUUUCAGGAUAUUGAUUGGAGCUUCUGGGCAGGUAUGGAGUAGAAAGUGCAUCGACUAGACAUACGGCAGUCGAAGAAAUGUCUGAUUAAAAAGUUCGUGUCUUAGCACCAGUGAAUCAUCAAGAAAUGAUAUCUCUUUCUCAUCGUCCAAAGCCAAGGCCCCUCGGAGUCUGUGCCGG